UCGGCACCCCGGCAGACUGGUGGUCUCUGCUUUGGAGCUCUCUGCCCCAUAACACCCCACAGCUGCAGGGGCAGCACUGUGGGGCUGUGGAAAUCCCGUGGGCUGUGCUCCUUCCCUGUUUUUUCCAGUCCCCAACUAAGGAGACGGCUGCAACAUCUGUCCCCCUGCAGCAAAGUCAUUUAUUAACUGAUUAAUUAGCCAGAUAAAAUCCAACUGAAGCAAUCAUUAGCCUUAGCAAGCCACCUCUCCUGGAGAUUGAAAACUGAAAUAAUUAGCAAAAUAGCCUUGUUGCGUGUCAGGGGUUGUUUUUGGCUGAUCCCUGCUUCUCACUGGCAGCCCUCACUGCCCCAGCACAGGGAGGGCUGGAGAGGGUGUGUGGGGCUGUGGGAUUCCUAACCUGGGGACUUCUCUCAGGCUGCCUGGAUUGUCAGCUGGCUGGGAAGGAGCCAGCAGCUGGACAGGAUGGGGAGAGACACCGUGGGAUCACCCAGCUGCCUGCCAGUUCACAGGGCCUGGGAGAGGCUGGGCUGGGGCUGGAGGCUGUGCCCAGGCAGCUCGUCAGGAUGCUCCCAUUUGGGGUGCCCCUUGCAUUCCAGGGUGGCCCCUUUGCUCUUUAGGAUGCUGCCUGGCUUUUGUGGGCUUGUUGGACCCGUUGAGACUGAGAGAGGUCCCUUGGCAGCUGGGCAAGGAGCUGGGGAGCAGUGCAAAGCCUGUUGGAAGGAGUCCCUGUGCUGGCUGCCUGGUGGGGUGCUGGGAAAGAAAUCCUUGUGGUCUGCCUACGCCUUGGAGCCGGGCCAAGAGUCCUCCCACGUCGCGUCCCACUGGGCUGUUUUCUCCGGCUGCUGAAUCCAUAACUUCAGACCCCAGGACAUGGCCGGGUGCCAAGGCCGGGGUAAUGGAGCCAAACUGCGUCACAAAGGGAGGAAAAGGUCCUGAAGUGCUGGGAUGAAAAGGGCUUGGGGCUGUUACUGCUGUCCCCAUCACCAAAGAUGGGUCCUUUACUGUGGGGACAGCUUUCCCCAUGACAACAGAGGACGAGUGGCCCCAUACUACAGAGAUGAGCACUACAGCAGCUGAUGCUGAGACCUCCCCUCCCUGGACUGAGAUGGACCCAGGGAUGGUGACGAGCGAACACGGCCCUUCAGUGCCAGCUUUGGGGAACGAGACCAAGGCUCUGAACACGACUCAGAGUACUGAGGGAAAUUCAGCUGCUCCCAAUACGGCCACGACUGCUGCUGCCAUCACCACACAGCACCCCGCUGUCACCCCAGAAGCAGUGCAAGAUGAACCAGAGGUCCCUCCUGAUGUCCCUCUAGGGACCACCCCUGUCCUUGAGGAUGUGAAGGAGGACAUCAGUACAGACCUCAGUACUGGCACUGCAUCCCUCCACACCACCCCUCCACUGGCAGUCACCUGGGUGCCACAGCCAACUGCUGGAGUCACUGUGCCACUGAGCCAAGGGCUGACCACAGCCAAGGGAGCAGUUGAGGAAGGUGUGAUCGUGCCUGAAGAUAUUCAAAGUGAAGCCGGUGCCAACUCCUCAGGCGCCAGUCCUGAUGCUGGGGAGCUGCUUCCAACCCAGCAGGAUGGAGCAGUGGGCGGGGUUGAGGGCAUUAACCCAGAGCCAGCAGGAGAAAUGGCCCCAGCUGGUGAGGAAAGUCCCUUGGCUUCAGAAUCUGGAGAUCCAGGAUAUGCAAUAAAUGGUGAACUCAGCACAGCCAACUCAUCCCACCUACCUCCAGAGAGCCCAGUGAUGUCAGGAGCAGUGGAAAACCCUGGGAAGUCCUCCCUCCUCCCUGGCCAGGCAGUGAGCCUGGACACUUCGCUGACACCAUCCAAUGGUGGGGAUGGGGAUGGGCAGGGAGUUCCCGGGAUCUCAUCAGACGCUUCUGGUUCAGCCUUGCCGUCUGCAGCCAGCAGGGCACGAGUGGCGCCUGAGGAAACAGAGGACACUGCCACCUCACUGCCAGCACCAGGGGCUCCCACUGAGGCACAAAGUGACCCGAAUCUCCCAGUCUUGGCCACUGCACUGCCCGCAGAGGAUGUGGGAGCUGUGGAUCUGGCCAGUCCAUCCCUCCAGCCUGCCCCAUGGCCGACCCGCACUGGAGAAAAGCCACUGCUGCUUCCUGAUGCUCUGACAUCCCCCACAGACACCCCUGGUGCUCCUGGGGUUGCUUACUCAGCCCCAGAGGCUGGAGCCAGAACCCUGCCUGAAGCUGAAGGUGCAGCACAGACACCAGCAAGUCCUGACCUCGCUCCUGGCCCAGAAGCAGCCGUGUCUCCAUCUCCUGGGGAGUCGGAGCCAUCUGGAGCUCCCCAGGAAGCCGAUGGACUUGGCACUGGCUUGAGUUCAGGUUCAGAUGCCCCCAGCCCAGCACCUUUUGUACCCAAUGGGCUGGCAUGGCCCACUGCUGGGAUCCAAGGCCAGGGAGCUGAGGAGACAGGGGACAUGGCACAGGCAGAAGGUUCAGGGGAUGCCAGUCCCUAUGAAGGUACUCAGAGUGACAUGAGUCCUCCAGCCCUUCAGCCCUCAGGAUCUCCUGCUGAUAAUGGAGAGCUGCUGACUGGAGGAACAGAAGACUUGGCAAAUGUUGAACUUUCCCCUCCAUCAGCACUUGGGGAUGGAACAGGAACAGGAACAGCAGCCCCAGCACUGGGACAAGUGUCCUCACCUAGUUCUGCACCUCUCAGCAAUGCUGGAAUGGAGUCUGAUCUCUCGGGGCCUGAAGGACCAGGGGACCUGCCCAGUGAAUCUGCCAGUGCUCCUGGGGCUGUUUCCCGAGCCCUGGGGUCUGUCGCUGGCCCCGUGCCUGAGGCAGAGACACCAGUGAGCCCUGACCUCAGUGCUGCCCAGGGAGCACCAGGGUCCCCAUCCUUUGGUGGGUCACAGCCAUGGGGAACAGCAGCUGGUGCUCCUGUGGGAGCAGGACUCCCUGGGGCCGAAGGGCCAGACACCGACUCGACUUUGGCAUGGGAUACCCCCAGCUCAGCAGUUCAUGAACCAGUAGGACCCCCCUCACCUGGCCUUGGGGACCAGCUUGGCACAAAUGUGGGGCUGCCAGCAGCAGAAGGGCAAGGAGCCAGCACAGCAGAGCCAGCACUGGAAGGAGCAGGCAGUGGGAUUGAGUCUGAGCCAUCCCUGAGCUCCAGUGCACAGAGUGGAACAGCAGCUGGGAUGGAUCAACUGCCCAGUGCUGGUUCCCCAUCUGGUAUUACCUCCCCCAGUGAUGUGGCAGCAGGACCUUCUGUGUCAAGGGGUGAUGAAGCAGAACCCAUCUCAUCUGCAGCUCCUGGCUCUGACAGUCUGUCCCUGGCCUCUCCAGAAGGUGAAACUGGCCCAGGACUUGGGCUGGUGCAGGGGGCUGAGAGUGCAGGGGAUGUGGUUCAGGCAGAAAAACCAGAGAGUGAAAAUCCCAACAUGGAGACAAGUCCUUCAGCUGUCAGCCCACAGCAGGACCUCACUAACACUGCAGAGCUGCCAGCAGAAGAAACAGGGGAUGUUGUGCAUGCUGAACUUUCCCCUCCAUCAGCACUUGGGGAUGGAACAGGAACAGGAACAGGAGGAGCCCCAGCACUGGGACAAGUGUCCUCACCUGGUCCUGCACCUCUCAGCAAUGCUGGAAUGGAGUCUGAUCUCUCGGGGCCUGAAGGACCAGGGGACCUGCCCAGUGAAUCUGCCAGUGCUCCUGGGGCUGUUUCCCGAGCCCUGGGGUCUGUCGCUGGCCCCAUGCCUGAGGCAGAGACACCAGUGAGCCCUGACCUCAGUGCUGUCCAGGGAGAACCAGGGUCCCCAUCCUUUGGUGGGUCACAGCCAUGGGGAACAGCAGCUGGUGCUCCUGUGGGAGCAGGACUCCCUGGGGCCGAAGGGCCAGACACCGACUCGACUUUGGCAUGGGAUACCCCCAGCUCAGCAGUUCAUGAACCAGUAGGACCCCCCUCACCUGGCCUUGGGGACCAGCUUGGCACAAAUGUGGGGCUGCCAGCAGCAGAAGGGCAAGGAGCCAGCACAGCAGAGCCAGCACUGGAAGGAGCAGGCAGUGGGAUUGAGUCUGAGCCAUCCCUGAGCUCCAGUGCACAGAGUGGAACAGCAGCUGGGAUGGAUCAACUGCCCAGUGCUGGUUCCCCAUCUGGUAUUACCUCCCCCAGUGAUGUGGCAGCAGGACCUUCUGUGUCAAGGGGUGAUGAAGCAGAACCCAUCUCAUCUGCAGCUCCUGGCUCUGACAGUCUGUCCCUGGCCUCUCCAGAAGGUGAAACUGGCCCAGGACUUGGGCUGGUGCAGGGGGCUGAGAGUGCAGGGGAUCUGGUUCAGGCAGUAAACCCAAAGAGUGAAAGUUCCAACAUGGAGACAAGUCCUUCAGCUGUCAGCCCUCAGCAGGGUGAACUGCCUGGUGCAGGUUCCUCAUCUGGUUCAGCCUCUCCCAGAGGUGAUGUCGCAGCAUCCUCAGUUUCAGAUCCAUCCAGCCUGGGUGCACUUGAAGACACAGACGGUGCUGCUGAAGGUCUCCAGCCUGCCCUGGGUGCUGGCACUGGGGUUCUUCCUGCUGCAGGAGCAGGGGCAAGUGAAGGGCCUGGUGAUGUAGGGUCCACAGGGCAGUCCCAGGCUCCUCCUGGAAUGGGACCAGCUGGUUCAGAAAGCCUUGAUGGAGAAAUGGGAGGUGUGUUGCAGUCUGCAUCUUCUUUCUCGUCUACAGAGGGGUCUUCAUCACCAGGGAGGACGGGCGAGGCUGCUGAUGAAAAAGGCCUUCCUGGAGCUGCUGCAGCUGUUGCCGGCUUGAACACAGGCUUGGAGGCUGCUGGCCCUCAAGAAGCCUCUGUGUCUGCCCCUGGCACCCAAAGUGGUGCCAAUACCAAACUUUCCAAUGGAAAACCGAGCAAAGUCAGUGUGGUGGAAGUGCCUGGAGGAGCCUUGGUGAAUGGGGGACCUUCCCCUGGUGCCAGCCUGGUCCCAGUGGCUCCAGACAACAGCGGUGUUUCCAAUGACAUGACAGCCUCGGUGGCUGGCUCUCUGCUUCUCCCUGGACAGGGGCUGAGCUCGGGGCUGGCACCCAGUGGGGACCCCAACUCUGCACCAAGCACCCAGAGUGGGAGCAGCCCCCUACUGCCAGGCUCACCAGGGGGGCUGCCAGAAGAAGCUGGAGGUGCUCAGUCAUGGUCUCUUGAAGAUGAGGUGGCCUCAGGCAUGCCAGCACCUUUGGGAGAAGCGUCUCCUCAGGCUCCCAAAUCCCCCAACGCUGCCCCGGUACUGCCUUCUGCUCCAGAGAGAGGAAAUUCUGCAGAGGGGGUGUCUGCCAGCCCUGGGCUUUCAGCACUUCCAGCUGUGCCCCUCUAUGGGUAUGGAGCAAGGGAAAAUGAUCAGGAGUACGUGGAAAGAAGAGUAGAUUUUAAUUCUCCACUUUUCAAGCCCGAGACUGGAUUUCCAUUUGGGAAAACCCUGCACAGCUCUCUCUACUUCACAGACAAUGGACAGAUCAUUUUCCCAGCCUCAGACAACAACAUCCUCACGUACCCCAACCCUCCUCCCAGUGGCUUCAAUGGCCAUGAAGAGGUCCCCAUGAUCGCUGUAUUUUGGGACAACGCUGACUUCUCCAGAGGUGUUGGUACCACCUUUUACCAGGAGUUCUCCACCCUCAACACGGCCAAGCCGCCGUUUGUCCGUGACGUGGAAGCAAAGGUCCGGCGGUACCUGAGGUCCUCCUACUCUGCAGUCUGGACCCUGAAAAUCACCUGGGAGAAGGCACCUGUCCACACAGCACGGACUGACACCCGGAAGACUAUCACGUACCAGGCUGUCCUGACCACUGAUGGCUUCAGGUCCUACAUCCUGAUGCUGUACCAGGACGGAGGCAUGCAGUGGGAUUACACCAGGCUCACUUCCACCAAUGUGCUCAUCGGCUACACCAGUGGGGAUGGCUUUUACUACAAUGAUGACCUGACUAAGAGACCUCCAGCUGCUAAAUAUCGCCCUGACCAGUUUGGGGGCUACAACACAGACCUCCGUGGGUUGUGGAUUUACAAGCUGGAGAGCCGCGUGGGCAUCAACUACCGGCUGAAGUGCCUGGCGUGGACGGGGCAGCAGCAGGAGCCCCGGGCAUGGAGCCAGGGCCUGCCCACCUGCCCCUGCUCCUUGCAGCAAGGGCAGCAGGACCCACGCUUCAAGAGCAGCCGUGGAGGCAAGUGGGGUGCCCGUGUCUCCAUGCUGCACUCGGCCUCCCCCAACCAGCACGGCGCCGGCGUGCGCUGCCUGUACGACAGCCAGAGCCAGCUCAUCGAGGGGCGGCAGGAGAGGUACUGGAGGAGCUUCAGGCAGGCGUUGCCCUACCGUGACCAGGAGCUGAAGCUGUAUGACUGGUGCUGUAAUCGGGCGGGCAGUGCCCACCUCUGCGCCCGCUACAGUGAGAAGAGGCCGAAGAUUGGCUGUGAUGGAUACCAGUCACCCAGCACGGAUUCCUCGGAGGAGGCAGAGAAUGACUCAGAUGAGCAGAUAGACGGAGAGGACAAGUAACUGGGAGGUUUCACACCUGCAGCAAGUUCUGGGCCAUGGCUGAUCCUCAAGCCCUUUGAUCUGCUCUUCCCCCGUGUCCCCCCACAGAACCCAUCACCCCUCUCCACCAUGCAGGGCAGCUCGCUUGGCCAGUGCCUGCAAUUGCCUGCCCUGGCACAAGUUCACAUUUCUAACCCAGACUUGUCCCAAGGAUUCAGUUGCUUUAGUUGUCCUUUCCCAGAUGCAGCUGGGGGGCAGAACUGGUGGGGAGGUGGGCAGGUACCCCCCACUGCACACACCACCCUUGUCCUUCCUACAUCCCACUGUGCUUCCAUGCUGCAGGGUGAGGCUGGAUCCCUGGGAAAGGGUUAAACACCACACAUGGGUUGACUGUGACGAAGCCCUUAAAUACCAGGGUGCACCAGGCUUGUCCUGUGAGCCUGUCCUGUCUUGUCCCCUACUUCUGCUUCCCAGCAAUCCCUCCCUGAGUGGUCCCUAGGCCCUGUGCUCAGGAAAAGGGACAACUCUCCAGAUCAAGCCAGAAUCAGAUCAAUACAUCUGCUGGGUGUGUGAGGGCAAAAUGCAACCUCAUGAUCAGAAAUGUUGGCAGAAAACUAAUUUUUGUGUGUAAGAGAGCAUCUUCCUUUCUUAAAAAAAAAUUAAAUCAUUGUCAAA
This is a messenger RNA of Haemorhous mexicanus (house finch), 7156 nucleotides long. RefSeq names its product mucin-4-like. The coding region runs from base 1022 to 6502 and encodes 1826 amino acids. The record is from RefSeq and is a predicted model, not a curated record. NCBI's taxonomy places the organism in Eukaryota, Metazoa, Chordata, Aves, Passeriformes, Fringillidae. Gene Ontology annotation, biological process: cell-matrix adhesion. The transcript has 12 exons.